Molecule: messenger RNA, 2051 nt
Organism: Dreissena polymorpha
Lineage: Eukaryota; Metazoa; Mollusca; Bivalvia; Myida; Dreissenidae
Product: N6-adenosine-methyltransferase catalytic subunit-like
Exons: 16
Coding region: 117-1772 (551 amino acids)
Cellular component (GO): RNA N6-methyladenosine methyltransferase complex; nucleus
Molecular function (GO): mRNA m(6)A methyltransferase activity; mRNA (2'-O-methyladenosine-N6-)-methyltransferase activity
Source: RefSeq, a predicted model, not a curated record
ACGUUUAAAUUCUGUAACGGUAAUUUCAAUAUGGCUGCGCCCAUAUCGACAAGUGAUAGUUGUAAAUAAUACAGAAUUUAUCGAUAUUCCACGAUUGUCAUAUUUGAUUCAACAAAAUGGCCGAUGGUGAUGGUGACGCCUGGAAUGAAAUUCAAGAGCUGAAGUCAAAGACAAGUAACUUGAGGGCUAAGUUGGCCGCAAGGAAAAAGGAGCGUGAAGGACUUGCUGCAGAAAUUUCAAAAACCACCGGCUCUUCUCCAGUUGCGUCGACUACAAAGGCAGCAUUAUCUGUCUCAGAUGAAUCUGCAAAAAGUGUUUCCCCAGGCCAUACUCCAAAAAUUGCUCUGAAACCUGAGCCCAUCAAACACAAUCCUGCAGUUGAGAAGAAGCUGCUAGUUGUAGUUGAGAAGAAGCUGCUAGUUGUACUCUCACAGCUGGGCGUGGAAACUUACUCCUCAGCGGAGGUCGCUAAGAAACUCGAUGAAGAUAUUAGCAUUGAUGUGGUUGAAAAUUUACUACAAAAAUUUGCUGCUCAACAAUUGAUAGUUGUUUCUGCAGAUCACAGUAAAAGUCAGACAUCAGGACGCCUGAUCAUUCAGUCAGUGGAUCUUCCAAAGUUGUCUGCAGUGACUGAUGGUGAGCUCAAUGAAAGGAAGAGGAAAGCAACAAAUGAUUCACCUGAGGAACAUUCCAAGCCUAAAAAGCAGGACACAAAAGUCAGUGUGGAAAGCCUGCUAUCAGCCCAGACUGCAAAGGAGAAGGAGAGCAAGAAGAUGACAGAGGAAAUUCUGCAGCUGCUCAGUGCCCCAACAUCCAAGGAGAAGAGCUUGAUGGAGAGGUUCAAGUCUCAGGGAGGGGCCCAGCUGCAGGAGUUUUGCCAGUUUGAGACUAAGGAGGGGUGUAAGGCAGGGCAGCCCAAUGUCACCUGCAAGAAACUGCACUUCAAGAAGAUCAUACACAAACAUACAGACGAGUCUCUGGGUGACUGCUCCUUCUUGAACACAUGCUUUCACAUGGAUACCUGCAAGUACGUCCACUACCAGGUGGACUAUCCUGAAGUCAAGGUCGCAAAAAGGGAGUUGAACCCCACAAAGAUGUUGGACACCGGAGAGCAAGUGAACAUGUUUCCUCCACAGUGGGUCCAGUGUGACAUCCGGUACCUGGACAUGGCGGUGCUGGGCAAGUGCGCGGUGAUCAUGGCUGACCCACCCUGGGACAUCCACAUGGAACUGCCAUACGGUACCAUGAGUGACGAUGAGAUGAGGAAGAUGCCAGUCCCUAAGAUGCAGGAUGAUGGAUACAUGUUCCUCUGGGUCACUGGCAGAGCUAUGGAGUUGGGAAGAGAAUGCCUUGAACAAUGGGGUUACAAGCGCAUUGAUGAGAUCAUAUGGGUGAAGACCAAUCAGCUGCAGCGUAUCAUCCGGACUGGGCGCACUGGGCACUGGUUCAACCACGGCAAGGAGCACUGUCUGGUUGGUGUUAAAGGAAAUCCAAAAGGAGUCAAUAAAGGAUUGGAUUGUGAUGUUAUCGUGGCAGAGGUGCGUGCUACUAGUCACAAGCCUGAUGAGAUAUACGGUAUCAUAGAACGCCUCUCUCCUGGCACAAGAAAGGUGGAGCUGUUUGGACGACCACAUAAUGUUCAGCCAAACUGGAUCACACUUGGCAACCAGCUUGAAGGCGUUCGAUUGGUUGAUCCAGAAAUUGUGACCAGAUUUAAGGAAAAAUACCCGGAUGGAAAUUGUAUGGGGCCCAGUAGUAACGAUGGGAGGUAGGGGACAGUACUGAGAUUAACUGUGGACCACAUUGGAUGACCUUGGAAUUAUACGCUUGUGAAGGUCAAUGUCAGAUGGUUUAGAUUGGACAAUAAAGAGCUUGGGCUGGUACUGCUCGGGCCAUGUGCAGUCGGUGGUGAUCAAUGGUUGGCGUUAUCAGGAUGUUCUUAUUGAAGCUCAUGUUUGUGUUUGCACCAUUCUGAAGUGCAUGACGUUGAUUGCCAUGUUUGUUGAACAAAUUUAUUGUACUUGUCCGCACAAUAAAUAAACAUCAACUGG